Messenger RNA from Suillus bovinus, 375 nucleotides. RefSeq lists its product as uncharacterized. The coding region runs from base 1 to 375 and encodes 124 amino acids. NCBI's taxonomy places the organism in Eukaryota, Fungi, Basidiomycota, Agaricomycetes, Boletales, Suillaceae. The transcript has 3 exons. The record is from RefSeq and is a predicted model, not a curated record.
AUGAAACAAUGGGACUCUGAAUUUCUGACUGAACGUCACCAGUGUAAGCAAGUGUGUCACAAGUAUGGCAACAAUGAUGAGUGUAGGUUCCAGUUUCUCCAUGAAAUUGUAGAUACAUCAUAUUAUGUCCAGGAAACAAAGUCUGUAGUGUUGAAGUGUCGUGAUGGUACCGUGAACUAUUUCAAUCCUUAUGUGUUGGUAUACUGCAGACACAAUCAUGACCUCAAAUGCAUUUUGUCUAGGAAAGCAGCAAAGACAGCAAUGUUUUACAUUACAAACUACAUUACAAAAAUGGAGCUGAAGACAUAUGAGAUGUUGUCACUGCUUUCUAGAGCAAUGAUGAAGCCGAUGGUGACACAGAGGAUGUCUCAUUGA